Cyphellophora europaea CBS 101466 is the source of this 1218-nucleotide messenger RNA. Its product is annotated as mannose-6-phosphate isomerase, class I. Bases 1 to 1218 code for a protein of 405 amino acids. Gene Ontology annotation, cellular component: cytosol. NCBI's taxonomy places the organism in Eukaryota, Fungi, Ascomycota, Eurotiomycetes, Chaetothyriales, Cyphellophoraceae. Gene Ontology annotation, molecular function: zinc ion binding; mannose-6-phosphate isomerase activity. Gene Ontology annotation, biological process: carbohydrate metabolic process; GDP-mannose biosynthetic process. The record is from RefSeq and is a predicted model, not a curated record. The transcript is spliced from 3 exons.
AUGACAGAUUCUGUGUUUCAGCUGAAUUGUCAAUGCAACAACUACCCGUGGGGAAAGACAGGGCAUGAUUCACUCGCAGCCAGGUUAUGUGAGAAGACACCAGGUACUGGAUUCAAGAUUCAAGAUGGCAAAGAAUAUGCCGAGAUGUGGAUGGGUGACUACCCAGAGUUACCUGCAAAGUCUCUAGAUACCGGCGAAGAUUUGCAUUCCAUUAUUGAGCGAAGAAAGAGCGAGUUGCUAGGAGCCAGCUGUAUUAAGAAGUUUGGGGUGGCGCUGCCAUUUUUGCCGAAGAUCCUCUCGAUUCAGAAGGCUCUUCCACUACAGAUCCAUCCCGAUAAAGAGCUUGCUGAACGUCUCCACCAAAAGGACCCCGAGAAGUUUGCGGAUACAAAUCACAAACCUGAAAUCGCGUUGGCUCUCUCGAAGUUUGAGGUCUUCGCGGGUUGGAAGCCUUUUGAAAAAGCUCGAGCUCUUUUCAACCUGAAACCUCUCCAAGGAUUUCUCCCGUCCAACACAACGGACUUCAGCGCGGAAGUCCUGAGAUCAGUUGCGCACGCCAUUCUUACUUCAACAGACAGUAUGAUUACGGAGACACAGAACGCUCUUGCGUCCAUUCCAAGAGAAAAUUAUGGCGACCAGUCUUACAUUGUCGAUCUUCUACCACGUCUACAGCAGCAGUACUCGAAGUCAGACCCGGGAAACCUGGUUGCCCUUCUCUGUAUGAACUACAUGGUGCUAUCCGCUGGUGAUAGUAUCUAUGUUCCCGCGGAUGGUAUCCAUGCGUACCUAUCGGGGGACAUCGUGGAGUGUAUGGCUCGGUCAAACAAUGUAAUCAACACCGGGUUCUGUCCAAGGGCGGAUAGGGAUGACAUCGAACUCUUUUCUUCGAGUUUAACAUUCAACUCCCAUCGAGCUGAGGAGAUGCUGUUGGAGAGCAGACCUAGUCCAAAAGGUCGCAAUGGCAAGACAGUGGUAUAUGCACCACCCCUAAGCGAAUUUAGCAUGCUUGCGACAAUGCUACAGCAAGGCGAGACUGAGACCAUUUCGCCCAUCCAGGGUCCGACAGUCAUGAUCGUCACCAAGGGCAGCGGGACGAUGACAGCAGAUGGCAAGACUUUCGACGUGAAGGAAGGCUAUGUCUUUUUUGUUGGCCAUGGCAAAGAGAUCAGUUAUAGGGCUACAGGGUCGUUGAGAAUCUACGCCGCUUUUGCGGAAUAA